This is a messenger RNA of Globicephala melas (long-finned pilot whale), 1305 nucleotides long. It is a transcript of the gene ZNF589, whose product is annotated as zinc finger protein 589. NCBI's taxonomy places the organism in Eukaryota, Metazoa, Chordata, Mammalia, Artiodactyla, Delphinidae. The record is from RefSeq and is a predicted model, not a curated record. Gene Ontology annotation, biological process: regulation of DNA-templated transcription. Gene Ontology annotation, molecular function: zinc ion binding.
AUGGUGAGAGUUCUGUCUUUUAAGGACUCUGCCAGACUUGGUAAAGAGGAGAAGCCUAGAUAUCUGGGACCAGUGAAAUUCGAGGGUGUGGUUGUGAUUUUCACUGAGGCAGAGUGGAAGAGACUGAGCCUUGAGCAGAGGAACCUAUACAAAGAAGUGAUGCUGGAGAAUUUCAGGAAUCUAGUCCUGUUGGAUUCAAAGCCAGGAGUCCAUCCCUGGCCCCUUUGCCCCUGCCCUCUGGCCUUUGACGGUCAGCAAUUUCUCAGCCACCAUGAGCUCUGCAGUCAUCUUAUUCCAUAUUCAUGUGCAGGAAAUCAACUCCAACCAGGGGAUCCUUGCCCAAAUGACCACCAGCAGCGGCAGCAACAACAUUCUGAUAAAAACCACUGGGGUGCCAAAGCAGAAGAUCAAGGAAUGGGAUCUACGCCUUUGUUUUGGAGCACAAAUGAGAAGGGGACUUAAGUGGUUUUCUCUAGCCCACCCCAGGGACCACCAGUAAGCUCUCAGGGAGGCAACAAAGUGUUGAAGGUACAGCUCAGUCCAGCCCAGAGGGUAAGCUCUGGGGAAGCAGACAACAUUCCUGAGAGGGUAGAACUCUCAGGAUUUGGAGCAGUCAGGUAGAGGUGUGGACUAGGUUUUAGCCAGAAGUCAAACCUCUUCAGACACAGGCUGUCACGAGCGGAGAUAUCUCCUGUGCAGAAAGUGUGGGUGAAGCUUUAGCAGGAAGUCACAUCUCAACAGACAUCAGAGGACACACAGGGGAAAAGCCUUAUAUAUGUGGGGAGUUGUGGUCAAGGCUUUAUAGAUAAGUCACCCCUCUACAACCACCAGAGUACACACUCAGGUGAGAAGCUUUAUGUAUGCAGGGAAGUGUGGGCAAGCUUUUAGCCACAAGUCACACACACACAAGGGAGAAGCCCUUUGCAUGAUGUGUGGGCGAGGCAUUAGUGAAAAGUCAGACCUCAUUAAGCACCAGAGGAUUCACACAGGGGAUAAGCCUUAUGUGUGCAGGAACUGUAGCCAAGGCUUUAGGGUGAAAUCACACCUCAUCACACACCACAGGACAUGUUCAGAUGAGAAGCCUUUUGUUUGCAGGGAGUGUGGGUGGGGUUUUAGCCACAAGAUAAUCCUAAACGCACACCAGAGGACACCCAUAGGAGAGAAGCCUUACAAGUUGCAGGGUAUGUGGGCGAGACUUCAGCCACAAGUCAGCUCUCAGCACGCAUCAGAGGGUGCACUCAGGGGAAAAGUCUUAUGUGUGCAGGGAAUGUGGGCAAGGCUUUAGCCAUAAGUCAGCCCUCAUCA